Messenger RNA from Pseudoliparis swirei, 3623 nucleotides. RefSeq names its product calcium release activated channel regulator 2Aa (gene cracr2aa). Gene Ontology annotation, molecular function: GTPase activity; calcium ion binding; GTP binding. The record is from RefSeq and is a predicted model, not a curated record. Lineage: Eukaryota; Metazoa; Chordata; Actinopteri; Perciformes; Liparidae. The coding region runs from base 264 to 2411 and encodes 715 amino acids. The transcript has 18 exons.
CGAAACGGCGACGAGGUCGAGACAAACACGAGUCAAUGAAUUUCUCCGACCUGCGGUUCGCCUUUUCAUUCAUCGGUUUCAUCGACUAAUGAAAGAGGCGGUUGCUAAGAGAUGACGGUUUGUGACAUUGGUGAGAGUCUGUGAUGUAGAGCGGCCUGAAGCGCGACGGCUCCGGGAUCUCUUUCCUCCACACCUCAGUCCGUGCAUCGGCUCACGCGAAGGACGCGGAACGACGCUCUGAAAGGAGGAGACCCGCGAACGCCAUGGCAGCCUUUACUGCUCCUUGCGCCAGCACCACCACGACCACCGUCACCACCGCCGCCGCCGCACGGCAAAGGCAAGGAGGCAAGCGUGAGAACGGGGAUGUGGGACAAAACACCAUCGUGGAGAAAACCCACCAGUUCUUCCAGAUGUGUGACAUCGAGAGCAAAGGCUUCAUCACCCAGAGCGACAUGCAGAGGCUGACCGCCGAGCUCCCUCUCAGCGCGGAGGAGUUGGAAAACGUAUUCAACACCCUGGAUUCUGACGGCAAUGGAUACCUAACCCUGGACGAGUUCUCCUCCGGCUUCAGUGAGUUCCUCUUCGGUCGGAAGAUUUCCGGAGCGGAAGGCACGGGGGAGAAGAACCCAGAGGAGGAGAUCCAGUACCAGACCCAGUGGGAGGAGAGCAUGGCGAGAGGAGAUGAGGAUGAGGAGGAGAAACACUUCAACAUGCUCAUGGAGAGCCUCGGAGCCAACAGUGUCUUUGAAGAUCGCGCUGAAGUGCGCAGUUUGUGGGCCCAGCUGAGCCGAGACGAACCCCACCUUUUAUCCAAUUUUGAGGACUUCCUGGCCAGAGUGACAUCCCAGAUCAUAGAGGCCAACAAGGAGAAGAGGGAGAUGGAGAGCGCUCUCCAGAGGAAAGCAGCGACACACGAUCACGAGAUCCAGCGCCUGUAUGAGGAAAUGGAGCAGCAAAUAAAAAGUGAAAAGGACAGGAUUGCGCUGCAGGACCACGAGCGCUUUCUGUCUCGCAGUCAGGACCUGGAGCUGCAGCUGUGUGGUAAGGAGGCGGAGCUUCAGCAGCUCGUUCACAAACAGAAAAGGUUGGAGCUUCAGUGCCAGGAGCUCCACAGCGAGCAGCACGUGACCAAGGUGGAGAACGUGAAGCUGAAGCACAAGAACGACGAGUUGGCGCGCGAGCUGGACCACACCGGCCAAGAGCUGAGCUUGGCUCAGGACCAUCUGAAUGAUCUGCAGGAGGAGUCCACGCGGCUCCACGAGGAGAAGGAGAUGGAAAUCUACCGCCUGACUGAGGGACUGCAGCGAGAGCGAGCGGGCCUCGUCAAGCAGCUGGAGCUUUUGAGGGAAAUGAACAAACAUUUACGGGAUGAGAAAGACAUAUGCUUCCAGAAUCCAAAUAAUUCGACUAAGACACCAAGUUUGAGGCCUUCAAUCAAUGUGGUGAAACACACACAAUCGAAUAUCUUCAGAAGUGAGGAUGAGGAGGAGCUCAUCAGAAGCUCCGCGAGGCACACCCUAACCAACGGGGCCUGCCAGUCCUCCUGCACCGCGAGCAACAGGGGGCACCUCCAGAGGAUCAUCUCCAUCGAGGAGGACCACCUCCCACACCUGCUCCUGAAUGACUGCCGGCCCCGAACGCCGCUUCAGGAGUGCAGUGAAGAAGAGGAGGCCUCAGACGAUGAGGGGCAUACAGACUUGGCGAUGAGGGAUAUUUACCCAUGUGCGUCUUCUGCAUCGCAGGACGAUGCGUUGGACAGGGAAACCCCCUCGUCUCCGAGGGGUCAGCCCGUUGGCAAGGAGACCAGCCUGUAUGAGGAAGCUGGUCCCUCUCCGCCCGACCGCCUCUUCAAGAUCGUCCUGGUGGGGAACUCCAGCGUAGGAAAGACCUCCCUCCUUCGCAGAUUUUGCGACGGCUGCUUCCACCCGGGCUCUUCCGCCACUGUGGGUAUAGAUUACAGCGUAAAGACAAUAGCUGUGGACAAUAGCCAGGUGGCGCUGCAGCUGUGGGACACAGCAGGACAGGAGAGGUAUCGCAGCAUCACCAAACAAUUCUUUCGGAAGGCUGACGGUGUGGUUGUGAUGUAUGACAUCACAACCGUGCAGAGCUUCACAGCUGUCAGGCAGUGGCUGACGAGUGUAAAGGAGGCCGCAGGCGACGACAUCCCCACCCUGCUCCUGGGAAACAAACUGGACAAGGAGGCCGAGAGACAAGUUGAGAAAGGAGUGGGGGAGCGACUAGCCAAGGACUACCAGAUGACCUUCUAUGAGUGCAGCGCAUGCUCGGGACACAAUGUGAUGGAGUCCAUGAUUCAUCUCGCCAGAAUUCUGAAAGAGCAAGAGGACAGGGAGAAGGAGAAGACGGUCCAGCUGCUCGGAGGCCCGUCAGAGAGGAAGAGAUCCUGCUGCUGACAGUACACACACACACACACACACGCACACACACACACACACACACACACACACACACAGUAGCACUACCCUUUACUACUUGAGGACACGUAUUCUAAACCUCUGCACAGCUGUUUCUCACACAGUCUUCCACUUCGUGGCACUCUGGGUAAACCCAACUCCACGGGCUCCAUGUAUGAUGUCAAGUGUCCCAGAUGUUCAUGUAUGUAUAUAUAUAUAUAUAUAUAUAUAUAUAUAUACAUGAACAUCUCUCAAUAUAUAUAUAUAUAGCCCAUAUAUGAGCCCAUUUUGAGUCAAACUAAGAGCUUUUCUUUUAUUAAGUGAACAAUAUAUAGUCUGACUGUGUCUAAGAUAUUUAUUUAUCUGUCACAUUUGGGCUUUUUACUCUAUAUUCAAGUAUUCAGUCAGUGUUAUGUGUAUUUUCUUUUAGCUCUUUUAUCUGUUUCACCUCUGUACAAUGUGAGGCUUUAUGAAACAACCGUGCAGUAAACAUUAACACUACCUAGUGAAGCUUUUGGUGUGUUUUCUCCCGACAGUGUCAGAGAGUGUUGUUGAUUUUACUUUUAGGGAGAAGAUUAUUAGUUGUUUUUAUGUGGCAUUGCAGGUCAUGAUACGGGUCUCUUAGUUUAUUCAGCUGGUGGACAAAGUACAAAUCAACUUACGGGUGUCUUAGUUUCUUCAGCUGGUGGACAAAAUACAGAACAACUUCUACCGUGCAUCACAGAACCAAAGUAAUGCGCUUCUGUGGAAAUUUCCAAAAAUAUGGUGUUUUUUAAUGAAGAAAAACUGAAAAUGAUUAGCUUCAAAUGUAGCAUUUGUCGUCAUAUCAGUAUUUCAAUUUGUAGCCGUUUGUGUUAUUUUGUCCACUGUAUAUUUCCAUUUCUUGUUGUCAUAGUGCUGGAGGUCGUCCGGAGGUUGGGUCACAGCUCUGGUUCGAGAAAAUAAAAAGGCCUUUAUUUUACACCAAAUGACGUUCAUCCCCUUCAUCUGCCUCUGUGCCAAAUAUUUUAUGUAAAUGGUGUCACAAUUACUUCUGAAGAUAAUUAUGUAAUCUGUAUGUUACGAGAAGUUUUUGGUAAAAAGUUUGUAUUUGCACCGUGGUCACUACUAGUGCUCCACCACUGCCAGUGUCCAGCACAUACCUUUAAUGUAUAUAACAAAACAUGUAAAUACAAAAAACUAAUACAUAAAUCAUUGUUAAUGUCAAUGUCA